Molecule: messenger RNA, 7457 nt
Organism: Myiozetetes cayanensis
Lineage: Eukaryota; Metazoa; Chordata; Aves; Passeriformes; Tyrannidae
Gene: VAMP1
Product: vesicle associated membrane protein 1
Exons: 5
Coding region: 103-528 (141 amino acids)
Biological process (GO): vesicle fusion; SNARE complex assembly; vesicle-mediated transport
Cellular component (GO): SNARE complex; plasma membrane
Molecular function (GO): SNAP receptor activity; syntaxin binding
Source: RefSeq, a predicted model, not a curated record
UGGGGCCCGGCCGGCGAUAAGUGCCGGUGGCGGCGUUCCCUGCCUGGCUGUGCGGAGCUCCAGCGGUGUUUCUGUCCCGCACGGUGUCGGUCCGGCCCGGCCAUGUCUGACCCAGCUCCGCAGCCUGCUCCCGGGGCCCCCGAAGGGGGAGCCCCCGAAGGAGGAGCUCCUGAAGGGGGAGCCCCCGGUGCGGGCCCCCCCGGGGCUCCCCCCAAUCUGAGCAGUAAUCGCCGCCUGCAGCAGACCCAGGCCCAGGUGCAGGAGGUGGUUGAUAUAAUGUGUGUAAAUGUAGACAAGGUGCUGGAACGAGACCAGAAGCUGUCAGAGCUAGAUGACCGGGCAGAUGCACUUCAGGCUGGUGCCUCAAUAUUUGAAAGUAGUGCAGCAAAACUCAAAAGGAAGUACUGGUGGAAGAACUGUAAGAUGAUGAUCAUGAUGGGAGUGAUUGGUGCCAUUAUUGUGGUGGUGAUUGGAACAUACACAUACCUGGAGUUCUGGCCCUCAAAGCAGUGGCUGGUUUUCCGUUGAAAAAUGAUGGUUGUUCCAGUUGUGCUGAACUGACUCUGGUAAGUCUGUAACAAAAUGUUUGAACCAGCAGCUCUGGGGGAAUAGGCUGCCCAAGCCAACUCUGCUUCCAGCCACCAAACACUGAGCUGCUGUGUCAUAUUCAGGGGACUACCUUCCUGUGCAUUUGAGAGUGUUAGUGGCAGCUCUAGCUCUCAGGCUGUGUUGUCUUUGGGUUUCAAUAACCUCAGAUCCUUAAGCCCAGAAAACAAUUCUCCAUUGGUGUUGGAAUAUAAGUUCAGGAUCCAAAUGAGCUCCAAGAGUAGGAUCCUGUUCACAGCAUAUCUUAGAUCAUGACUGCAAUAAAGGUAAGUACCCCAUUGUUUUGCUUCACUGUACACUUCAAACUCAUUAAAAAGAAAUGACAGAUCUUUGUCCUGUGCGGACUUAUUUUAAAAUGAGGUACUUGUGCCCUUAUCUGACCCUACAAAGGUUAGGUUGUAAACCAGUAUUCUCUGUAGCUUGGGGUUCCCUUGUGAUCAAUCUUUGUCCAGUCUUAAACAUCACCAAAAUCGUAACAGAACAAUGAACACACCGGAACAUUUCAAAAUGGUGAAUUUGGAGCAAGACAGCUAGACUAAUUCUUCAAAGGUAAAAGCUUUCCUGGGGAAGGAAGAUGUCUGGACUGGCUGGUGGAUUAAAGCAGCAUUUACAGUCUAAAAUUUCACACAGUUCAGGCCUGCACAACCUGAACGAACUAGUCAUGCUACAAUUCCUGCCAAUUUGUGUGUUGUCUUCCUGUCAGUUCUCAGCCUCAUUCAUGUAGCAGGAUAGGGAAAAUGUUUCUCAGGAUACAUGCAUUUUUAGACUGUUCACUAUGCAGUCUAAGUCUCUAGCCAAAGCUGGGGACUUGAAGGCUCACUUUCCAAAGCUGGCCAGCUACUCUGGAGCACAGAGCUGGAGCUGAACAUACUGCUGAAAGUUGUCCCAGGGUUGAGCUCAGUUCCUGAGUCAUGUUGUGGAUGCUUGCAAAGAGUUGUAUGUCUAACCAUAAAUCCUCUGGUAGGCACUGGAAAUACCAUGCCCUUCUGGGAGCUCACCCUCUGAGGUGCCAUCCUUUAACAUAUCAGCAUUUCUGCUGCUCCUGCAGAGUCUGUUAACCUGGGCAAAACAUGGUUUUAAAUGUGCUCUAAAAGCAAGGCCAAGGCUUUGGGAGAAUGGUUCUUCAUAGGUCUAAUUAAAAAUUCAAGCUCUGCCUUUAAAGGUGGAACAUGUUUAACAUGCCUUUGAAUGGGAACAGAUUGCCCAGAGAAGCUGUGAAUGCUCCAUCCCUGGAAGUGUUCAAACCAGGUUGGCUGGAGCUUUGAGCAACCUGGUCUAGUGGAAGAUGUCCCUGCCCAUGGCAGAGGGUUGGAUCUAAGGUGAUCUCUAAGGCCCCUUCCAACCCAAACUGUUCUCUGCAACAUGCAGCUCCCAUAUCAACUCUUUCAUCCUGAUGUCUUCAGAUUUGGUGGAAGAAAAGCCUCAACUAUACUGCUCUUAAAUGGAUAUGCCUUAAACCUUCAUAUUUCUAGGUGCCUGAAGCAUUGCUCUGGCCUUUUCUGAGAUCUCUGGGUGCUGAUCAAAUCAGGCUGCAAGUUCUCAUCAGUGGUGGGGUUUGUGGUCUCAGCUGGAGAGUAACCAAAUGAUGGUGGGGAAGACAGAUUUUUCCUCAGUAGCAUCAACAUUUGUUUAAUGGACCUAGCUUUCCUGUGAAGGGACAGAGGUCCCUGCUCUGAUCUAUCCACUGGGGCUGGAAGCCUUAACUUGGUGAAGGGAAGCAGUAAUGGGGAGGUAUAGAGGUUUUAUCUUUGUUCUGACCUCUUGGCAAAUAAUUACUCUCUGAGAUGUAACAGAUAAAGAUAUAGGUUUUACAAAUAGGCAUCACAGCUAUGACUCUUGGAUACUUCAGCCUCCAUACUUCUGAUAAUCUUUAACCUAUUUUUUUGCCAGAAAUAGAGUGCAAGACCUAUUCAGAACACCCUUACUUGCUCAAAUAUGACCAGCCCCUUAACUUCCUUUCCUUCACUGCACAGACCCACUAAAUGAUUUCUGUAGAGGCCAAAAUGGCACUUUCUUUUCAUGUUCUUUCCUGCCAGGCUUCUUUUCCAAAAGAAUUUGUGCUAUUUUUUUUUUAAUAAGUUUUUUGUAUCUCCAAAAAAGCUGCUAGUUUUUGUUGGUUUUUUUUUUUUUUUUUUUUAGUUCAUUGCUUUUAAGCAUGUACUUGAAAGCUGAAGGUGCUUUCCUCUCUUGUGCUCACGAGCCUCCUUUAAAUAUUGCACAUUGGUAAGUACAAAGAACUGCAAGACUGAACACAGCCAUCCCUCUGGUAUGUAGUCCAUCUCCAUCCCUUAGCUUUUAAUGAACCUGUCCAAAGAGCCUGGUAGCCCUUUCCUCAAAUUCAUUCUUGUUUUGACCUCAGUCUAUGAAAACAAACCUUGCACCUAUUUGUCCAGCUUCCCUAAACCCUCCAGCAAGCAGAGGUUAGUUCUUCUAAAUGUACUGGUUAUAUUCCCAAGUGAUGUUUUGUCUUUUUUUUUUUUUUUAAGCUUUCUUAGACAGUUAUGUUGUACUUCCUUACAUUUCCUCUAUUACCUUAAUUCUUAGAGAAAAACAGUAUUGCCCUCUGGAAGGACAAGUUUUCAGCUGAUAGCUGGGUAUGCCUGGCUACGCCUCUGUCCUUGUGUUUCUUGCCUUCUCAACCAUGCUGUGCUUAGUUUUCCUCCUUCAUGGAGGGCCUGAUGCAUUCUGUCCUUUCUCCCAGUACUUCUUUCCAUUCUCCCAGUCUCACUACACUCCAAAUUUCCUUAGAGGUUCUCAGAUUCUCUGAAGUCAUCUGAUCUCACAGUUGGAGUCCUCAGAAACUUCAGAAUCCCUACAUUUUCCAGACACUGUAUUCCUUUUCUCUGCUAGCACAUGAUUUCCAAAUGCUCUUAACACUCAAUCAGCUUGCAAAUGUCUGCCAACCCCACAGUCCCACAGAUGCUGGGGCCCUUUACCCCAUCUCUGCAGGUUGUUCCCUAUCCAAAAGAGCCCACCUCUCUUUCCUUGUAUUUCAGCAGUAUCGAACACUUAAACAAAUCUUCUAUCGUUUUAAAGCCCUAAACUCUCAUCCCUCUUACUCCUCUGUAAUUUCUCCAUUGUAUAAACAUUCCUUUUUCUCACCUUUAAAUACAUGGAACUUCCCACUUCUGUGCUGCUUACUCCUACAAAACAAACCACUCUGAUACUCCAACUUACCCACAAAAUGUUUUCUCUUGCACCUUCCUUUCCCCUUCAGGCACUUGUAUUUCUACUUCUCUGCCUUCCUCCUGCACAACAAAUGCUCCCAGUCCAAGAAGACACAACUCACUCUUCUUCAGUGUCCUGUGACCUUUAGGUGCUCUUUGCAUGUUUUCCAUGUCCUCCUAAUAACUGUGCUAUGCCUCUAACAUAUCUAAGACUACUGUGCAUUUAUAUCGCCUCAACUUUCUCCUCUGGUACAAAUCCACCCCAGCUCAGACCUUUAAUUUGUCUUUAGCUGGCCUGUAGGUCCCUCUAAACGUGCACUUUCUCCUCUUUUCUCUGUUUUUUUUCACAUUCUCAGUGAAACACUCCUAUUUUCUGCACUCUCACUCCAGCACUGCUGGACUUGCCUCUUGUUGUCAGCCAGACCAAGCUCACUAUACAUCUACUGAGCUGAUGAUUUGUGGUCUUGUCAGCCUACAAGAAGCAUAGGGAUAUUUCUGGGAGGAUCACUUGAUUUCUCUCAAGAUAGUAAUUUUUGCACUGAUUCUCAGGACAGGGAGGGCUAAUCUAUUUACCAACUUGUAUAACAGCUACUUCAUGCCUGUACAGGCUUUUAAAUCUGGAUUUACAGCCAUACGGAAUGGUGCCAUUACUUGGAGUUCAUCAGUCAAAGCUCUUGUUUUGUCCCCUCCCCCUCAUUUUAACACUUCUACAGAAGGGAGAGAAUAUGAUGCAAGCUUCCCCCAGGGAAUACAUCACCGCCUUCUACAGCUGUAUUUCUUUAUGAUGAAGAGAACUUAGUGUUUCAAGUAGUUUAUGCCUCUGAUUAAUGUUUCUUUAAUCACUCACUUAACUGUGUGUGAUGCAGCGGGUCUCAUCAGUUUUAUGGUUAUUAGAAAGUACCAUGUGAUGUGAAGAAUCGUGUCUUACUCUUCGGAUAUUCAGGAAAGAUCAUGCUCACCAAGUGAAUCAUCAUACAUUUAUGAUAUACAGUGACUGUUUUAGGUGUUGCACCUGCUCUUCCUCCUUUACUUCUCUAUCUGCCUUUCUUGCUUUAAUUGUGACCAAAGUUACUUUUAGCAACUAAACCUAGCUUUUAGCUCUGCCUCUUGGGCAGCGUUUGUACAGAAUAUGAAAGUCCCUUCAUUAAGGCAACUUAGAGAUUUCGUUCUUGAAUUACUCUUUUUUCUUCAUUUAAAAUCACCCACAGACACAGAAAGUGGACUUUUUUCGUGUUUGCAGAUGCCCCGAUUUUUUCCAGUGGCAGCCUCCCAGGAGGAAUACAUGUUCCCACACCUCAAAAUGCCUGUUGCAGGACUCUCCCUCCUGCUGGGCUGCCACCCUUGCUGAAGGACACCCCCUGAAUUGCUUGCUUCUAUUCCCAGCAGAAAGAUAUCAUCUUCACUUUCAAACAAGGGUCAUAAGCCGAGCACUGGGAUAAAAUUUGGAAAACCAUGAAUAUUUGUGCAAUAAAGAAUACAGAGUUUGUGUAUGUGAAGAAGAAUAAAAUCACUCUCUGCUGGGAAUUGAAAAGUGCCUUUAUGUAACUGAGGCAAGAGCAAUACAAUCAGCAUGUGUUUAGCAUCUCAAAGGGAAAAAUUAGGCAACAGUUUAUAGACUGUAGUAAACCCCUCCACCUUCUCAAGGGCAGUGUAUCUACCUUAAUUUUUAAAAUAACUUAAGUUUUUCUUUUGUUAUGAUUAACUAGUUUUUAAAUUCAAAAGCUGCUGUUCGCAAUGUGAUUGGGUAGAUGGUACCACAGGUCUUUGCCUAAACUAUAUGCUUAAAUUCUGGUAUCUGUGUUUGUGUCCUGUGAAGUGGAUAAUCCUGUUUGUUAAGGACAUCACCCUUGCUCUCUUGAUACCCCAUAAAGUGCUGUGUAAACACCAUUGCAUCAGAAGUCUGAAUAUUUGUAAGAAAAGAGUAUGGCAAGCUUACUGCAAGAAAUAGGAUGUGUUCUCUUAUGCAAAGGUCCCCAAAUUAGUUCCCAAAAAGAGGACCAUCUUUGCCUAUGUGGUCCAGUCGAAUAGGAUAAGGCUUUAACUGGAAGGAUUUUUGACUAAAGCCUCCAAUACUUCUCCUGUGCUUCACUUAGGAAGAAGAGCCUCAGCAGAGCCUCUGUGGGUGGACCAGGUAAGGGUUGGGUCGAGCAGAACAGGCACUGCAGGACCUGUGCUCUUCUGAUCUUUUGUGGAAUCCCAUGGUAGCAGAGGUACUGUUUGGGGUUUUUGGAGGGUGUGCAUAAUGCUGCCAAACUCUCUUUGUUUCCAUUGUGAAAGCAGGGAGGGCCAAGCAGAUGUAGAGGUCAAUUUGUCCUAGACCUGUUGGCAAACAUUUAAAUCGCUGUAUGUACGGGUGUAUGGUGUAUCACAAGGAAGGGAGGCUAUACACCCAAGAUCUACCAGUGCAAUACAGGCAGCUUGAAAAGGGAAACCUGGCACUGCCAGAGGUGUUUUGUCCCAGAUCUGGGAGUGGCAGCAAGCGUCAAUCACCUCUCCAGAGAAUUGUGCAUAGUAAUGGUUGAGAUUAUGCCCGUGGCUGUUGUCUCAAGUAGCCUCUUCUCUGAGGGAGAAGGGAGUGGAUGGCAAUGUUGGGAUCAGAGCCAGAUAUUAGCAACAAGGAAAGAGCAACCAGUUUCCGACUUUAGGGAGAGCUUAACAAAGCUCAGCAUGUUGAGAGAUUAGUACCCCGGCUGAGGCUCCAUUCUUGUCCCCUGUCAUACCACAGAGGAGGCCAGUCACACCUGCCAAACCUCUUUAAUUAACAACAGACCAGAACGGUGGCAGCAUCCUUGUUGCAGGGAAAAGCAAGCAUGCACGCAUGUGUAGGUGUGCACAGGCACAGAGUGUAAGGAAAUCAAGAGGACAUCUCCCCCUAUACAUAGACUGGGUCAACUCUCAUCCCUGGCAAUCCCCAGAGCAAUAGUAUUUUAUGAGACCGAAGAAUUCACCUAGAGUAGUGAAAGCAAUGAACCCAGGCCAACCACAGAGCAGUCUUCUGCUAUGGUCCAGGUGCAGCACCCAAGAAAGAAGGAAACACAGGUCCCACAGACAAAGUGUGCAGCCUUUGCUCCAGUUGCCACCCAUCUGAACGGUGGAACAAGCUGCUGCCUCAGUCGUGUCCCACCUCACCAUCCCUGCUUGGCCCACGUGGUUCCAGGCUGUUAUAGGAUGGCAGUGUGGUCACUACAGCCUCAACAGUGAAGCGAUGUGGAGAACCGAGACCUGGUGUCUCGUCCUGGAAUGCAGUGUUGUCAUGACUGUUUGGAGAGGGUCCCGGAGGAGAGAGCUUCUGCCGGGAACGGAACCAGCGGAAGGCCAAGAUAAAGGUGAUGGCGAUGAAAUCCAGAAUCAGCUCUACAAGCUCCAUCACAGACAAGACAGAGGAUCCAAACCAGAGACUCCACUGGUUCCCAAGCUGGGACAGCAGAGUCACUACCUGCAAGAGAUGGAGAAAGAGCAAUGAGGACAGCCCUCAUUCAAGACUUUUGCCUCCCUGCCUUUUCCUGCUAUCAGUGCCCCUGUGGUGGUGGGGAUUCCUCUCACCAUGCCACAGGAAAAGAGACUGGAUAGCCAGCAACGCUGCUGGAACAAACACGUUCCACUGUGGACAGCCAUUGUAUGGGAAUGGGUAGCUAGAGAAGCCAUGGUAAUAAAGUGUAUACCGUGAAGGCCGGAGACUCCCCA